AUGGCAGAUAUCCUCACCCAACUCCAGACCUGUCUGGACCAACUAGCAACCCAAUUCUACGCAACCCUAGGCUACCUAACAACCUACCACGACAACUCCCCCGCAAUCACACCUCCCGGAAUCAGCAACGCAGCGCCCGCCCUCUCCCGAAUCCCCAAGAACUCUUCCCUACCGCCCGCACCGGCCGGCGCACCGGCCGGCGCCCAAGCUUCCCCUCCACCAUCUCAUCCGCAAGGCGACGCGGCAGGCACAGAGGACCCGAACCUUCCGCCGGCAGCAGACGCGCCGCGGUUAUUUGCGAGUCGACAGCGGGAGUUGGCGCGCGAUCUGGUCAUCAAGGAGCAGCAGAUCGAGUACCUGAUCUCUGUGCUGCCGGGGAUCGACUCGAGUGAGGAGCAGCAGGAGAGGAGGAUUAAGGAGCUGGAGAAGGAAUUGAGGGGGAUGGAGGAGGAAAGGGAGGAGAGGAUGAGGGAGUUGGGACGGUUGAGGAGACGGUUGGAGGGGGUGCUGGGGGCUGUGGAGAGGGGGGUUUAUGGGGAUCGGUCGUUGUGA
Molecule: messenger RNA, 552 nt
Organism: Aspergillus affinis
Lineage: Eukaryota; Fungi; Ascomycota; Eurotiomycetes; Eurotiales; Aspergillaceae
Product: med21 domain-containing protein
Exons: 2
Coding region: 1-552 (183 amino acids)
Biological process (GO): regulation of transcription by RNA polymerase II
Cellular component (GO): mediator complex
Molecular function (GO): transcription coregulator activity
Source: RefSeq, a predicted model, not a curated record